Molecule: messenger RNA, 1235 nt
Organism: Hordeum vulgare subsp. vulgare (domesticated barley)
Lineage: Eukaryota; Viridiplantae; Streptophyta; Magnoliopsida; Poales; Poaceae
Product: OVARIAN TUMOR DOMAIN-containing deubiquitinating enzyme 12
Exons: 10
Coding region: 219-902 (227 amino acids)
Biological process (GO): protein deubiquitination
Molecular function (GO): cysteine-type deubiquitinase activity
Source: RefSeq, a predicted model, not a curated record
GGGCUAGAAGCGCAACGGAAGCAAUCAAAUCGCAGUUCGUACUUACUCCGCGUCGCCAUCCGCAUCCGCAUCCGCUUUCCGUUUCUUCCAUUCAACCUCCACCCACCCAAGCCCCACAAAAUAAAAGCGCCUCAACGAGGAACCUCGCCCGUUCCUCCAAUCUCCUCCUCGCCGCCGCUCUCAAAUUCAUACCUCGCUCAUCCCGCCGCAGGUUGGGCAUGGCGCAUAUGUUUCCAAAUGAAGGCGCCUCGUCCAGCUCAACCUCUAUGAGCAGCCAGAAGAGUGAGACAGAUGAUGACAAGAUGAUUGCAAUGGUUCUUGAAGAAGAAUAUGCGAAGCUAGAUGGAGCAAUGGCCAAGCGCCUUACGAAUUUGACAUCUAUUCCUCAUGUUCCCCGGAUUAAUACAUACUUCCCCACAUAUAGUGAUGCCACCAUGGAUCAUCAUCGUCUUCAUGACAGGUUAAAUGCAUAUGGCUUGUUUGAAGUGAGGGUAUCAGGUGAUGGCAAUUGUCAGUUCCGUGCACUCUCAGACCAGCUAUAUCGAUCACCUGAGUAUCACAAGCAUGUUCGGAAAGAGAUAGUGAAGCAGCUCAAGGCGUGUAACUCUUUGUAUGAGGGGCAUGUCCCAAUGAAAUAUAAACACUAUUGCAAGAAGAUGAAAAAAUCUGGGGAAUGGGGAGACCAUGUCACAUUGCAAGCAGCUGCUGAUAAGUUUGCUGCGAAGAUAUGCCUUCUAACAUCUUUCAGAGAUACCUGUUUUGUAGAAAUUGUUCCACAGUAUCAGGCUCCACAGAGAGAGCUUUGGCUAAGUUUCUGGUCCGAAAUUCACUACAACUCACUAUAUGAUGCUCGAGAUCUCCCGAGCAAAUACAAGCCUAGAAAGAAGCACUGGUUGUUCUAGAUUCACAUGUUGCGUCAGGCUUGGAUUUUAUUACAUGGCCUUUUCAAUAUUGCCGGCUGGCCACAUCCUGAAGAGAGAGCGGACACUAUACCUCUGCUUUUCUCCACCGGAGGUCUGAGUCAUUGGAUUAUUGAAUGCGUUCUUGGUGCAGUUAUAAUCAGAUAUAGUUCGAUACUGAAGCCGAGGUUGCUUCCUUGUGCAUAGAUAUCUAUACUAACAUAUAGGUUGGUUGUAUACAUGUUCGUUCAUUGUUACAUUUUUAUGCGAAGUUACUAGGUGUUAUUCCAUUCACUUUGUUUAUGGGAAAGUCCAAGACUCGAUUUUGCACUGUCA